Molecule: messenger RNA, 264 nt
Organism: Iphiclides podalirius (scarce swallowtail)
Lineage: Eukaryota; Metazoa; Arthropoda; Insecta; Lepidoptera; Papilionidae
Source: the annotation of a GenBank genome assembly
AUGACCGAUAACGAUAGUGUGGACCCUCAAAUAGAAGAUUUCAUUCUAAGCGAAACUCAAAAACAACGUUUUCAGGUGCUUGUUCACGGCCUAACUGACACUUGCUGGGAAACAUGCAUGGGUAGCCCAUCUACCCGUCUCGAUUCCAAAACUGAAACAUGUAUUAUGAACUGUGUUGAAAGGUUCAUUGAUGCUACCACAUUUAUCACACGGCGUUUAAUGAAUACUACGAAAUACCGAUCUGAUGCUCCCUUAGAAUUUCAG